This is a messenger RNA of Exophiala dermatitidis NIH/UT8656, 513 nucleotides long. RefSeq lists its product as uncharacterized. The transcript has a single exon. Bases 1 to 513 code for a protein of 170 amino acids. The record is from RefSeq and is a predicted model, not a curated record. NCBI's taxonomy places the organism in Eukaryota, Fungi, Ascomycota, Eurotiomycetes, Chaetothyriales, Herpotrichiellaceae.
AUGACAACUUACGGCGCCGGUAUCCCACGAGGUUACCAAACUCCCCAAUUUCCAGCAUUAUAUUGGCCAAUUCGCGCCAACCCCGGGGAGCCCCAGUACCUCUACCACUACACGGACAUCUACCUCUUUACGCUGUACUGGACGAUGAUUACCAUUGGCGCUGCACAUGUGUGUGUCGCAGCAUGGGCGGUGUUGAUGCAGUUUCACUCGGCGGCACAGAGCCGCAAAUACUUAUCCACAGCGGAGGGCAGGCGUCUCAGCGCCAAAAAUAGGAAACUCUUGGGUGAGAACCCCAUCGGCGAGACAUUGGGCUGGGUCUGGCUGGUGCCCGUCACAUAUAUUGUCCUCGGAGGUCUGGAGGCAUUGCUUGCAGGCACAUUGGUCGGCUUGGUCUUAGGGGCUGUCUACAAUGCUGGGUAUUUUAGGAUGAGUACGUGGACACCGCUAUUUUGGGGUGUCAUUAAUAUGUUGGUAUUGGUCGUUAGCAGCUUCAGAAUACAGGGAGGUCUGUGA